Messenger RNA from Salvia miltiorrhiza (redroot sage), 1908 nucleotides. RefSeq lists its product as uncharacterized. Bases 1 to 1908 code for a protein of 635 amino acids. The transcript has a single exon. The record is from RefSeq and is a predicted model, not a curated record. NCBI's taxonomy places the organism in Eukaryota, Viridiplantae, Streptophyta, Magnoliopsida, Lamiales, Lamiaceae.
AUGACGCCUCGUCAUCACAAUUGCAGACUUCCCAGAUGUUCUAACAUCUGGCUUUUAGCUCAGCCUUCGGUGGUCACAAACAACAUUUUUUCUUCGAAUCAAAUGGUGGUCGCUAGUUGUACUUGGGGCUCUCAUAAUUUCAGGAUUGUGAUUGUUCAUGGAGCCAAUGACAUGGUGCUGCGUCGUCAGCUUUGGCAUGAUCUUAUGGUCUUUGCAGAUGGGAAAACGGUCUUCAUUAGGGACUUCAAUGCUGUUAGGGGCGCGCAUGAGAGGGUUAGUACAGCUACGCCGAAUCGGAGUUCUUGCCAAGAAUUCUGUGAUUUUAUUGACGAGACGAAGUUUGUCGAGUCUCCUUCCAUGGGAGUUCGUAUGACUUGGUCCGGGCGUAGAUUCCUUCCGAGGCAUAUUGAGUCGCGAUUGGACAGGGCUUUAUUUUCAACUGAAUUUGCUGCGAGCUGGACGGAUAUUAACACGCAUGCGCUUCCUCGUGUGACUUCGGAUCACUCCCCGCUGAUUUUUCAGUGCCGCUUGGACAUCCCUCCGGGAAGACGUUCUUUAAAAUUUUUUAAUAUGUGGCUAUUGCAUCCAGAGUUCCAGGAGAUGGUUUCUAACUCGUGGAGUAUUGAAAUGGAGACGCGAUGCCUGAUUUAUUGUGUCAUGGUCAAGCUUCGGAGGCUGCGUGGGGAGUUAAGAACGUGGAAUAAAGAUGUCUUCGGUCAUGUGGAUAUUCAAAUCUCGGAUCAUCAGUGGCAACUUUCGAAGGUUCAGAACAGUAUCUCGGUCCAGGGCUAUUCUGAGGAGUCAUUUGAUGAAGAGGUGGGAGCGCAGGCUGCGCUGAAUACUAUUUUGGCUAGAAAGCACAAUCUUCUUCAACAAAAAAGUAGGGCGCAUUGGUUGACUGAUGGUGACCGGAAUACUGAGUUCUUUCAUCGUCUUCUCAAAUUUCGUAAGAACAAUCUCCGUCUUGAGCAUUUGAGAAUCGGUGACACUGUUUCGUAUGAUCAGAAUGUUAUCCAGCAGCAUAUAGUGGAUUUCUUCUCCAAUCUUUUCAAGGAUGACACUCAUAAUCACGUGGACGUGACCUUGCUGGAGGCCAAUAUAGAUAGUUAUGUCUUGGAUGAUCACAAUGCCGCGCUCAUUAGAAUUUCGAAUGACGAGGAGAUUCACGCUGCCGUGUUCGGUAUGGACGCGAACAGUUCCCCGGGCCCAGAUGGGUUUUUGGGUGCUUUAUUUCAGAAUUGUUGGAACACGAUUAAGGGGGACGUGAUCACGGUUGUGAAGUUUUUUUUUAUCAACUCUUACUUGCCUGCUGGAUGUAAUGCUAAUACUUUGAUCCUCAUUCCGAAGAAGGAGACUGUGGACACUAUGGCGGACCUUCGUCCGAUUAUUUUGUUUAAUUUCUUUUUCAAAAUUAUCACCAAGAUCUUGGCCACGCGGCUCAAUAAAGUGGCAGCGGAUAAUGUGUCUCCAAAUCAAUUUAGUUUCAUUGGGGGUAGAUCUAUUCAUGACUGCAUUAUUUUGGGAUCGGAAGGCUUCAAUUGUAUGAAUCGUACUGGUCGCAAAUCGAACAUGGCUUGCAAGAUCGACAUUCGCAAGGCUUUUGACACUAUGAGUUGGGAUUUCAUUCUGAAAGUCCUCAAUGUCAAUGGGUUUCGCGAGAAUUUUGUGCUCUGGAUUUCCAUUAUCUUUAGCUCUGCUCGUAUCUCCAUUUUGUACAAUGGCCAGCUCAGUUGUUAUUUCCCUUGCUCGCAGGGUGUUAGACAGGGUGACCCGCUUCUCGCCUAUCUUGUUUGGUAUUGCGGAGGACGUGCUAAGUCAUAUCUUGCUGAAUUGUGUUCGUUCUCGCCAUCUGGUCCCCAUGGACUUCAGUCGGUUUUCUCACUUUCGAACCCAUCUGUUUUAUGCUAA